Paramuricea clavata is the source of this 7656-nucleotide messenger RNA. The record is from the annotation of a GenBank genome assembly. NCBI's taxonomy places the organism in Eukaryota, Metazoa, Cnidaria, Anthozoa, Malacalcyonacea, Plexauridae.
AUGGAUACUUAUGUGUCAAAUCCAGUCAAUAAGGACGAAGAGUGGUCAGAAUUUAUUACCAAGAAUACUAAGGAGACUUCAGAUAAUCUGUCAAACGAUUUGAAUAUUGAAAAUCAGGAAACAGUGGAGACACGAGUAAGUAACGACUCCGUUGACAAUGACAAUGACACUGAUGAUGAAGUAACUGAACGUUUACUAACGGUAACUGAACGUGAUGAAGUAACUGUGUGAAGUAACUGAACGACCAUCAGGUGUUAUGGAUACAUUAUUACAAGAACCUGACAUUACUCAAGAUGGUGAUAAAAUAAUCAGUUUUGCACCAGGAGAAGGAAAUAGACCACUUGGUAUAUUUAUAGAUAAAGGUGCUGAAUUUUUGUCUUUCCCUACCAUUUACUGUGGCAAAUGUCAAGCUACGAAGUCGAGAUCGAAGAGUUGCUCAAUCUGUGCCAAACAUUUUUUAUAAAUUAAAAAAAUUACAGAUCAGACAAAUCCAAGGAAGUGGAAGUUUAUCAUUGCGUAAAUGUAAAACCAAAGGUAAAACGUACACAGCAGGGGAUUUAAAGUCUUAAAGUUCUGCUAAUUAAUAAGCUAAUCAAUUUAGAUGAAGGAUUCAGAGUUUUAAGAAAUUUACGCGGUUCCCCUCCAUACUUUGAAAGAUGUAAGAAGGAUCUAUUUGCAAUGAUUCGUCAGCUUGGUAAACCUACAUGGUUCUGUUCAUUUUCAGCUGCUGAAACGCGUUGGAUUCAUUACACUGACCUGAAAGGUCAAGUGUCUUAAAUCCCUAGUUUUCUGUUUUCUUCUGUUUUUUUCGUCGUCGAGAAAUCGAGUUUGCGUUCGCGCAUCGCAGGCUCAGGGUGCAACGAUUAAUCCAAAAUGCCAUCGAUUCUUCGACUCCACGAUUCAUGUAUAAUAGUAAGAAGCUUGUAUUUAUGUACGUAUUAGCCGGCUCAUGCCAUGCUUGUGGUGCAUUUUUCGUUUAUUAGCCCAUAUAUAGACUUAUAUGGACUUAUACGCACGCGCACAAUUCCGAACUCCAAUGGUGACAUAUUCAGUCCAGUUUCAAAAUGGCGCCUUUUGGCUGAGUGAUCAGAAUAUAUUUCACACAGUUUCGUUGAAUUUUCAAAGAGUUGUGCCGGUUUCCUAUGGAUUUUACGUUGUGUCGCACUCUGAACUUUCUUGUGUGUUGAAUUAAUAUGUUUUUCUUCAUGUAACGACUCGAAAACCCCAAAAUUUGGACCCAGCGAAUUUUACAAAGGACAAGUUAAAGGUUCGACAGUUUGACUUUUUAACUAAUAAACAACUAUCUAUUAAUAUACGUUGUAGAGUCAUAAACAUCCGUGGUGUCGUUGUGUUCAUUUUUUGUCGCACUCUGGGCUUUCUUGCGUGUUGAAUUAAUGUUUUCUUUUUGUAUUAAACGACUCUAAAAUUUGGCUUCCAAAAUUUGGCCGACCCGGCGGAUUUAUACAAUAUAGUGGAAUAUAAGCAAGGACAAGUUAAAGGUUCGACAGUUUAUUUUGAUUUAUUGUAUGGUUCUCAUUUGCCUAAUACAAUAACAUUUAGUUCGCAAUACAAUAUAAACAAGGCCAAGGUUAAAGGUUUGACCACAUUAAAAUACAUGUAUUGAAAUUCGCGCAAUAGCUACUAGAAUUUGCGCAAGUAAAGAUAAAGCGAGCGUUCGAUCAAAAUGCCAAAAAGAACUAAGACAUUUAUUGUAUGGUUCUCAUUUGCCUAAUAGAAUAACUUUUAGUUCACAGCAUGAUAUAAACAAAAUAUAAACAAGGAAAAGUUAAAGGUUUGACAGUUGUUUCGAUAAACGAGUACUGAUAGUACGAUUAAAAACUGUUCUGUUAACAUUUAUAUAUAGAUUAAACAUUAAUAAUAGUCAGCUAAUAAAGGAUUGAGAAAUACUUUGAUAGACAUUUAGAAACAUGAUACUAGGCCGCAUGUCAAAAUAGCGCAAGUAUAACCAGAUGCCUGCAUGAAUGCAUGAAACAGAAACACUGAAACAAUAUCGAGAUCUAUAAUUUAUACUGACCUGAAAACUGAUUGCUAACCUGUGGUUUGAACGUUUAUACGGAGAUUAUGCUAACCUGAAUAUGUAAAACGGUGUAAAGUACUGGAUCGAUAUUGCCACAGAAGUAAGUAAUAUUAUCAUGUAAAUAUCAAUUGUCAUCAUAUGCGCGUUUAUAGGUAUCAGUGCAUGUUAAAUAUUAGUCUUUUACAUAGUUUAAUUUCAUUUUAGAUCGAAUUGUUUUGUUUGUUAUUUCAAAUAUUAACACGAUAUACAAUAUCCAGUCGACGUGUUUGAUUUAUCGACUUUGUGAACCAACAGUUUCACUACACAAUGUCGACAAUAUACCUUAAUACACGUAUUAAAAUUCGCGCAGUAGCUACUAGUUGGUGCGCCAAACGCUUUGUGGUAGCUAUACUAAAGAUAAAGCGUGCCUUCAAAAUACCUACAAGAACUAAGACAUUUAUUGCAUGGUUCUCAUUUGCCUAAUACAAUAACAUUUAGCUCGACGCGAAUUUUAACUAGUAUCAUAUUUCAUAAUAUAAUGAACAAUGUAAACUAGCCAAUUCUUUUCACCCACAAAAUGUCGACAAUAUACAUUAAUACAUGUAUUAAAAUUCGCGCAGUAGCUACUAGAGUUCGAGCAAGUAUUAAAGAUAAAGCUUGCAUUCAAAAUACCAAGACAUUUAUUGCAUGGUUCUCAUUUGCCUAAUACACAUUUAGUUCACAAUAUAAUAUAAACAAGGAAUAGUCGUUCAAUUUAGCUAUACUGUUUGCUCGUUCUGCUCCAUUCGAGUAAGUGUUGCUCGAUUUGUAUCAUUGGUGUUUUUUGGUGUUCGACUUAUAACUAUUGGUCCUAUUGAAUUUUGACAGUAUAAAAACGCGCCAUAUAUAACACAUGCAUGUAUUAAAAUUCGCGCAGUAGCUACUAGAAUUAGCGCAAGUAAAGAUAAAGCGUGCGUUCAAAAUACCACCGGCAAUGAACAAGAACUAAGACAUUUGUUACGAAAUCUGCUGUCGAAUCCGUGUUGGAUUUUUCUCAUGUGUAUAAUGUACCAUAACACAUGUAUUAAAAUUCAUGCAGUAGCUACUAGAUAAUAAAUGGGAAAUGAACUAGCUAUUUUAAAACUGUAAUGUAUAAUGAUUCUUUUGAGAUAACAAUGAGAAGAUGAAGCGAACGAAGAAGAAAAAUUCCAGUCGACGGCCAAAAAGGCCGUUUGUCGUGAAGUUUAAAUUGCCCUGUUAGUACAUUUAAAAUGCACGUAGUAGCCUAUAAUAUGUGCGUGGAACGCAUAUUACCUCGCCCUCGACGUUUUGCCCUCGCCCUCGACGUUUUACCCUCGACAUUUAACCCCCGACACUCGACCAAUAGAUAAAGUCCACACGACAUAUAGGGACACUCAAGGUUGCACUAAAUGCAUGGUAUAUAGGGUUGAAAAGUUGCCAAUGAUAAAGUGGUGAUUUCUGCCUUCUGCUUUUUGUUGUCAAAUUAUUGAUUUCCUUUGGAUAAAUCUACCGUAUCUACCGCUGAAACUGUUCUAUACGAACUCUCUUGCUCCCCAUUCCCUUGUCUAUUACACCAUAGCCAAUCUCGUUCCCCGAACCUGCGAUCUUCGCAAGGAAACGAAGGCUCUGGGAUAAUCCGUUGCCGAAAGCCAGGAAUUCUGGCUAAGAUUGAACUGCACAUUCCAUAUCAACGGCCAAUCAGAUUCCUCCUGGAAAUGGAAUAUCCCAGAGCCUUCGUUUCCUUCCCAAGGCCGCAGGCUCAGGGAACGAGAUUGCACCAUAGCGCGCAUGUCAUCAUUUUCAUGUCAGUGUGAACGCCUGAGUAGGCGUCUUGUUUGAUUAAAAUUCUUGGUCGUCUUAUUGACAACAAACACUAUACUGACGAUGAGGUUAAGCAAAUGACUUGCCAAAAGAAGUCUGAACUGAUACAGAAAGAUCCAGUAACAUGUGCUCGAAAUUUUGAACAUAUGGUGCAACAAUUUAUUCACAAUUUUAUUAAAAGUUCAUGCCAUCCAAUUGGAGAAGUUGUUGACUUUUUUCUAUCGUGUUGAAUUCCAGCAAAGAGGUUCUCCACAUAUCCAUGGAUUAUUCUGGAUAAAAAAUGCACCUGAGUAUGGUAAAGAUUCCGACGAAGAUAUUACCAAUUUUGUAGAUAGCUACGUUUCAUGUAAAGCUGACUCAGAUGAUUUAACUGAACUCGUAAAUUUACAAAGGCACAAACACUCUAAAACAUGCAAGAAAAGAGGAAAUGCUGUUUGCAGAUUUAACUUUCCUUUACCGCCAAUGCCGAGAACUAUGAUUUUAGAGCCUUUGUCUGAGACUGAUCUAGAGGAAAAUAUUGCAGAUAUAUUAAAGAAAACUUUAGGACAGAUACGUUCAUUAUUAGACUCUAUUAAAGCUGAUGAAACCAUGACCUUUGAUGAAUUUCUCAAAAGGUUAGAUUUAUCAGAACAGCAAUAUCUAAAGGCUAUACGGCUUUCUCUUAAACAUAACACUUUGUUAUUGAAACGAUCGCCAGCUGAGAUUAGAAUCAACUGUUAUAAUCCAAACUUACUCAGAGCUUGGAAAGCUAAUAUGGAUAUUCAGUACGUAUUAGAUCCUUAUGCUUGUGCUGUUUAUAUCCUUUCAUAUAUUACUAAAGGUCAAAGAGGAAUGAGCAAGUUACUUCAUAAAGCAUGUGAAGAAGCAAAAGAAGGCAAUAAGAAUAUUGUUAACAAGGUGAGACAUAUUGGUAACAAAUUUCUCAAUGCUGUUGAAAUAAGUGCACAAGAGGCUGUCUACUUAGUAAUGCAAAUGCCUUUGAGACGAUCGUCUCGAGAAUUCCAAUUUAUCAAUACAUCUGACCCACAUGAAAGAACAUUCUUGUUAAAAAAUAUGGAUAAAAUUAAAGAACUUCCUGAUCAUUCUGUUGAUAUUGAAUCAGAUAACAUUAUUAAAAGAUAUCAGAGAAGACCGAAGAAAUUGGAAAAUUUAUGUCUGGCUGAUUUUGUGGCUUGGUUCAAUUGUAAAAGUGACAGUAAUCAAAAAAGCAAACUUAAACCAAAUUCACCAUUAAUAGAUGAUUAUCUUACAGAGAGUAAUUUUGAUGAUAGUGUAGAUGAUGAUCUUUCUGAUAAAGAACAGAAAAUAUUUGAAAAUGAUGAAAAUGAUGAAUAUGAAAUGAAAGGUGGAAUGACGCUCGUGAAGAGACAAAAGCCAAGAAUCAUACGGUCGGUUAGAUUUAAUAAAACCAAAGAUCCAGAAAAUUAUUGUGGAGAACAGAUAAUGCUUUAUACCGCUUGGAGAAAUGAAAAUACAGAUCUUCUGAAAGACUUUGAAACUUACCAGGAUCGAUAUGAAAUUAUCAAAGUUGUGAUAGAACAAAACAGAAAACAAUACGAGAAUCACACCGAAGUUCUUGAUCAGGCAGUACAAGAUAUUGAAAGUGAAGAAAAUCUAGUCGCUCCGAAUACGCAGUAUAGAGAUGAACAAGACAGAGAAAUUGGGACAAAAGCAAGUGAAUUAUUCGGAUGCUUCGAUCCUGGAAAAGAUAAACAACAUGCCCAAUACGACCUGAUAAAUGAUAUUGGUAUAUAUCCACGAACAAAUGAUGAUGAAGAACUUGUUGUAAAAAGACUGAGUGAUGCUGAUUUUAGAAAACUUGUCCAAUCACUUAAUGUUGAACAAAAAGAGUUUUUUUACCAUGUACUGAACUCUGUCAAAACUGAUAAACUGCCAAUGAGACUGUUUUUAAGCGGAGGUGCUGGUGUAGGUAAAAGUAGUGUCACUAAUGCUUUGUAUGAAGCUCUCAUAAGAUACUUAAAUUCUCAACCUCAGAAUGAUCCUGAUGAUGUCAGUGUUGUAAAAGUAGCCCCAACAGGCAAAGCUGCUUUCAACAUAAGAGGAAAUACACUUCAUUCCGCCUUUAAAAUUCCUGCAAACAGAGGAUUCAAUUAUUGUACACUAGAUAGAGACAGAUUGAAUACAAUAAGAUCUCAGUUACAGAGAAUGCAAGUUAUUUUUAUUGACGAGAUAUCUAUGGUAGGAAGUGCUAUGUUUAAUUUUCUUGACUUACGAUUGCAACAAAUCAUGGGUACAAAAGAACCAUUUGGCGGUCUUAGCAUAAUAACAGUUGGCGACUUAUUUCAACUGAAACCCGUGUUCGAUAAUUGGAUAUUUGAGAAUUCAAAGGAUGGUUAUGCUGCAUUAGCAACAAAUCUCUGGCAAAAAUAUUUUCAAAUGUUUGAAUUAUCUGAGGUUAUGAGACAAAGGGAAGACAAAGAAUUUGCUGAAAUUUUAAAUCGUAUAAGAGAAGGAAAUCAUACUGAAGCUGACAUCGAAGUUUUGAAAGAAAGAAUUUUAAACAUUAGUCCACAACAUCCUGAUUAUCCAAUAUCUUUAACCCAUUUAUUCAGUACUAAUAUGGCAGUUGAUCAACAUAAUCAUGACGUUUUCCAGAAAUCUUCAAACGAGAAGGUCGACAUUAAAGCAAUAGACAUUGUACUUGGAGAUUUAUCUGACGACUUAAAAAAAGACUCAAAAAACAAAUCCCAAACGAUCCUUCGAAAACCAUGGGCUUGUACUCAGUAUGUUCAAUACUUAAGGAAGCAAAAGAUGACCUCACGACAAACGUGUCAGUUUUAGAUGGUAUGACUAAUGGUGCUGAAUGUAUCAUCAAGAAAAUCGAUUACCGAGUAGAAGGUUCAUCAAGACCAAGUAUUAUCUGGGUUUUAUUUCAAGAACAACAUAUUGGGAAUGAUUAUCGCAGAGAAUACUCUUAUCUUUACAAUCAAAGUAUAGAAAAAAAUUGGGUUCCAAUUCUUGAGGUAAAAAGACAGUUUACAAAAAAUAAAAUACAAGUUCUUCGCAGACAGUUUCCUUUAAGACCAUCUGCAGCCAAAACUAUUCACCGUUGUCAAGGAGAUACAUUAAAUGAAGCGGUUGUUGAUCUUCCAUCGUUAAAGCGAGAGCAUAUGCAUUACGUUGCUCUUAGCAGACUUAGAAGCAUUUUGGGAUUACAUAUUCUUAAUCUGAACGAAAAGAAAAUAGCUGUGAGCAGGAAGGUACAAGAAGAAAUGACAAGACUAAGACAAAAUUCUGUACUUAAAAGUCAUCUUCCAUUUCUCUAUAAAGAUACUAGUGGGACAUUUAAAAUAUUAUUCCAGAAUGUGAGAUCAUUACAUCUUCACGUUGCUGACGUUGCGAGUGAUUAUAAUGUAAAAGCAGCAGAUAUUAAUAUAUUUGUGGAAACUGCUCUAUGUAGUAAUGACAACAAUGAAUUGUAUCAGAUUCCAGGAUUUCGACUAUUCAGAAAUGACUUCAUCCCACAUGGUACUAGAACACCUUACGGAACUGCUGCUUACGUAAAAGACAAUAUACAACUCAUCUUAGAAGCUUCAAGGUGCAACUAUAAUCAUGUAGAAAUGACAUUACUCAAAGUAAACCAACCAGUAAAUAAUUUACAUGUUGUAGGAAUUUAUCGCUCUAAAUCAAAAGUAAAAAUUUCAAUGUUUGUAGAUGCUUUAAAACAUUUGCACUCCACGUAUAUAAAUGAUCCAAAUACUCCUGUUAUCAUCCUUGGUGAUUUUAAUGUUAACCUUUUUGAAAAUGCAUCCGACAAAAAUACACUUUCUAAAUAUUUAAUCGAAGAAAAGCAAUAA